Ctenocephalides felis (cat flea) is the source of this 1221-nucleotide messenger RNA. RefSeq names its product monocyte to macrophage differentiation factor 2-like. NCBI's taxonomy places the organism in Eukaryota, Metazoa, Arthropoda, Insecta, Siphonaptera, Pulicidae. Gene Ontology annotation, cellular component: membrane. The record is from RefSeq and is a predicted model, not a curated record. Gene Ontology annotation, molecular function: pore-forming activity.
GAAGGAAAAUAUAAAACGAGGACCUAUACAUUUUCGAAUGUCGAUUCCGUGGCAACAGCUGCGGGACGUCAAUUGGAUGAAUAAAAAGGCUUGUGCAAAUCAAGCAUACAUUCCGACCCAGGUGGAGCACAUAGCAAAUGUCAUCACGCACGGUGUAUGGGUUGUUCCUAGUAUAUUGGCUGGUUUAGAACUGCUGCGAAGGUCCACAAAUACUACCCAGUAUUUGUCGGCAAUCAUCUACGGCGCUGCACUCACCAUGCUGCUCACUGUAUCCACGUUCUUCCAUUCAGUUUUCUACUGCAAUAAAAUAAGUGAGCAACUGAAGGACGCCCUUCACCGAUGCGAUCGGGCCAUGAUCUACGUCUUCAUAGCUGGCAGUUACUUUCCUUGGCUCACUAUCACGCCAGAGCCUCAGAUGACCACGGUUAUAGUAGCCAUGCGCUGGGUAGUUUGGCUCCUUGCUGCUUUGGGCAUUCUGUACCAACAAAUAUUUCAUGAGAGAUACAAGACCUUUGAGACCCUACUGUACUUAAAUGGAGUAGGACCCUCCAUUGUGAUAUUACUGUCUGAUCACGAGUUAUCGGGACUGGCAGAAUUAAAAUUAGGCGGCGUUUUAUACAUUCUGGGCGUUUUCUUCUUCAAGGCUGAUGGUUCCAUACCGUGUGCCCACGCGAUAUGGCAUUUGUUUGUUGUAUUAGCCGCCGCUGUGCAUUACUAUGCUAUUUUGAACUAUUUAUAUCCAGAAUUGACGUCUUCGAGAGGAUGAGUGUUUUUUAAUACCACGUAUGACAGAUCCGAUUUAUAGCAUUGUAUAGCUUAACAAAAUCUUCAUCUUUACCUCGUUGCAUUACCUUUGUAAUAGACCAGUAAAAUGUAUAAAACAAUGUAAUAAUUACACUGAUUGGAUACAAUUGUCUAUGGAUUACUUACUUCUUCCCUUGGAUAUAUCUGUAUUAUGUUACUGGCAAACUGUAAAGCUUUACAAUGCUAUCAAUCGAUUGCUUAAUAACAUUAUAUGUGCUUAAAAAAUAGAUAGCUGUAAUUAAUUUGAACACUAUAUAUAUAUAUAUAUAUAUAUAUAUAUAUAUAUAUAUAUAUAUAUAUACAGUGUUCAAUGAAAUAGGAGUUGAAUUCUGGAUGAACUCAAUGAAAAUCAUGACAAACUAAUCAGAUACAAGUACCGCAAUGAUAUUUUUUUAAUUGUGAGAUAGCCAAUAGAUU